AUACCCAACUCUCAUACAUUGGCCAAUUAGGGUUUUAGGUUCUUACACUACUUGGCCUCUCUCGGUUCUGCUUUCUGAAGCGAGCGCCUCCAAAGCAAAGAAAAUGGUGAAGGGACGCCAGGGGGAGCGAAUCAGGCUCUAUAUCAGAGGAACAAUCCUCGGGUACAAGAGGUCCAAGUCCAAUCAAUACCCAAACACCUCCCUAAUCCAGAUUGAGGGAGUGAACACAAAGGAGGAGGUUGCGUGGUACGCUGGCAAGCGCAUGGCUUAUAUCUACAAGGCCAAGGUGAAGAAUAAUGGUACUCACUAUCGCUGCAUUUGGGGAAAGGUGAUUAGGCCCCAUGGUAACAGUGGUAUUGUUCGUGCUAAGUUCAAGUCGAAUCUUCCACCAAAAUCCAUGGGAGCUAGAGUUAGGGUUUUCAUGUACCCCAGCAACAUCUUUCCUUCACGCAGACGAACUCUUGCACUCGCCGGACCCACGCUGAACCUGAACAAGUUUCUUGGCCUGGUUCACUCCGACUUUCCCUCCUCUCUCGCGCCCCCGCACAGACUCCAGGGUUUCCCCCCAUCUCCAAUGGCACAGAUCGCACUGACCGCCUCGGCAACACUCGUAUCCUUCAAAGGCGGAUCAAAACAGGGGGCGACGCUAUUCUCCGAUUCUCUGAGAGUAUCGGGUGCGGCUGCCAAUUUAUCGUUAUCUCCGAGUAGAGGGUUUGGAUUUGUUUCUUCGGACCGAAUAAGAAGGGGAAUCAAAGGUGUUGCCAAGGUAUCAGACGGUCAAACUGAUCCCUUAUAUUACACCUGGCCGGAUAAUAAGCCGUCGGAUCGAGACCCACCUCCCGGAAUGAAGGGCUCAAGCCGGUUUUUCACGAUCGGCCUCGUCGCCUCCUGGUACUCCUCCAACAUUGGGGUGCUCUUGCUCAACAAGUACCUGCUCAGCAACUACGGGUUCAAGUACCCGAUCUUCCUCACCAUGUGCCACAUGACCGCUUGCUCGUUGCUCAGCUACGUGGCCAUCGCGUGGAUGAAGGUGGUUCCCAUGCAGACCAUUCGGUCUCGAGUCCAAUUCUUCAAGAUCUCGGCACUCAGUCUCGUUUUCUGUGUGUCGGUCGUGUUCGGCAACGUCUCGCUCCGCUUUUUGCCCGUCUCGUUCAACCAGGCUAUUGGGGCUACGACGCCGUUUUUCACUGCUGUCUUUGCGUACCUUAUGACCUUGAAGAGGGAGGCUUGGCUUACCUAUGUGACGCUCAUUCCUGUUGUCACGGGGGUCAUCAUCGCAAGCGGGGGUGAACCAAGUUUCCAUCUGUUUGGGUUCAUAAUGUGCAUUGCAGCUACAGCUGCAAGGGCGCUCAAAUCAGUUCUACAAGGGAUUUUGCUCUCCUCUGAAGGGGAGAAGCUGAAUUCUAUGAACCUCCUUCUAUACAUGGCUCCAAUAGCUGUGGUCUUUCUGCUACCUGCAACGCUUAUAAUGGAGGAAAAUGUGGUUGGCAUUACCCUGGCUCUUGCUAGAGAUGAUGUCAAGAUCAUCUGGUAUUUACUAUUCAAUUCGUCGCUGGCAUACUUUGUAAAUCUGACCAAUUUUUUGGUCACAAAACACACCAGUGCUCUCACUCUCCAGGUACUAGGAAAUGCAAAAGGAGCUGUGGCGGUGGUGGUUUCAAUUUUAAUUUUUAGAAAUCCUGUAUCGGUUACUGGAAUGCUUGGUUACUCGCUGACAGUCCUUGGAGUUAUACUCUACAGUGAAGCCAAGAAACGAAGCAAAUGAGAUCAUUCUGGGAGAGCAUUAAAUAUUUUGGUUUUUUCUAAAGGGAGGCAGCUUCAACUCAAUGUGGAGGCAAGUUUGGAGCACAUGCCAGCAGUUGUGGCGUGGGUUUUGCCCUCUAAAUUCUAUUUUUUGCCCGGAAGCCUCACAGAUUGGCUUCCACUUGUAUCAGCAACAAACCCAGGAUUUAGCCAACAAGUAGAAAAGUUCAAUAAGUGACCGGAUAUGCCUCUAUUAUUCCCAGCAUGGGGUAUUGGAGGAAUGUCUUUCUAUUUUUAUUUUUUAUUCUUUCAGGAAAGGAUUGUAGAAUUGGGUCUGUCUACACAAUCAGUCUGUUAUCAACAUUUCUUAUAUUGAUUAAAUUAAUGAAAAACACUCAUUAAUCUUA
Molecule: messenger RNA, 2150 nt
Organism: Corylus avellana
Lineage: Eukaryota; Viridiplantae; Streptophyta; Magnoliopsida; Fagales; Betulaceae
Product: putative sugar phosphate/phosphate translocator At3g11320
Source: RefSeq, a predicted model, not a curated record